AUGCUGGGUGCUCCUCAAUCUUCAAUGGCAAGUCCACCACCCGGAAUAGGCAUGAGCUUGGACAGUGCAGAGGAUGCUGAUGCUGUGGAGGAUCCCUAUGAUGCGGUUGAACUGCCACCAGUUGCACCACCAGACACCAAUUCAGAGGGUCUCAUGGAUGUUGAUGCUGAAGACCAUAGUGAAGGCCAUUCAGAACCUGGUUUAGCUGUGGAAGAUGACACUGAUGAUGACAGUGACAAGGCCUACCAACCCUCAUCCGACUUGGAGGAUAGCAGUACCCACAAUCUCACAGAGGCUGAUGCAGCUGAACUCACAGCAUUCCAUGAGUGGAAGAGGGUGCAAAUGAUUGAUCAGAAGAAGACUAUAGCUCGACACAAGCAAGCACUAAAGGCGGAGAAGGCUAAACAUAUUGCAAGGGAGUCAAUCAAUGCAGUACACAAAGUCCCUCCCACUGUCAUUGGAGUGUCAAAGGGAAGGAUUGCUGCUAAGCAUAAAGAAACUAGCUCUUUAGAUGAUAGAGUCGAGCCUCAAAAGUGUAGUAAAGGGAGCACUGUCGGAGGAUUGGCCAAGAAUUGGGAGGCAGUAUAUAUGCAGCCUGGUGCCUUGGCAUCUACUACUUUCAUGGAUGGUGCUGCUGAGACCCAGUUCAACCAAGGUGGAGUCUUAGAAAAAGAGGAAGCACACAAAGCCACAUUGGCAGCCAGGGCAGCGAAAGGUGGCCAUAAGAGUGAAAUCAAGAAAGAGCAUGAAGUUGUUCUACAACCUGCAGCAGUGGCUGAAAUCAACAAGAAGGAGCAUGAGAAGAAACCAGCAAAAGCAUGGACUCAGUGGACUAAUAAGGACUUACCUCUCUCCUCUCAUCAUCUCCAGACCUGGCAGCAAAAGGUCAUCCCUCACAUCAUCGACUGGAGCACAACCCUUAGUGACUCAUUUGCCUCGAACAAUCAUCCUGAGUUCAAGAAUGUGGUUGCCCAAGAAUGGAUCCGAUUCUUCGAGAACCUACAAGAAACUGUGCAGUAUGAAGGAAAAACCAUCAAGCGAGUAGAUCAUCCACCCAUCUAUCAUGUGGCAAUGUCUGCUAUGCAAACCUAUAGGAGAAAAAUUGGGAAGUAUGCCAUGGCUUGCAUGGAUAACCUUUGGCUUCAGGAAGACAUGAAGCAGUACAAUACAGUUGAGAGUUGA
Desarmillaria tabescens is the source of this 1182-nucleotide messenger RNA. RefSeq lists its product as uncharacterized. The coding region runs from base 1 to 1182 and encodes 393 amino acids. The transcript has 5 exons. NCBI's taxonomy places the organism in Eukaryota, Fungi, Basidiomycota, Agaricomycetes, Agaricales, Physalacriaceae. The record is from RefSeq and is a predicted model, not a curated record.